Aplysia californica (California sea hare) is the source of this 1712-nucleotide messenger RNA. RefSeq names its product centromere protein K. The record is from RefSeq and is a predicted model, not a curated record. Gene Ontology annotation, cellular component: nucleus. The coding region runs from base 503 to 1324 and encodes 273 amino acids. Gene Ontology annotation, biological process: mitotic sister chromatid segregation; kinetochore assembly. The transcript has 3 exons. Lineage: Eukaryota; Metazoa; Mollusca; Gastropoda; Aplysiida; Aplysiidae.
CGGUAUUCUUCAAUCUUACCAAAAUAUCUCAUUGUUUCCUUUGCAUUGUUUUGUACGUACAGUUGUUUUUCUUUUUCUUUUUUUUUCAGAGUGGGGGAAGAUGCAAAGACUUGGAUAUUAUUCAAAUUCAAGUUGAGGGUUAUAUCAUGAUAAAACUGCGGCUGCAGUCGAUUAUCUCCCGUCCUUAAAAAAAAAUUGGUUGGUGGACACACUCCAAUCCACGUUUCCUCCAACAACAACAACAACACUUUUUGGACUUCCUGUUUAUAAAUGGCGGUUUCCCUGAAGACGGCUAAUGUACAAUUUGCCAAUCAGAAUGUAGGCUAGACCGGUAGACCAAAACCUCAAUCAAAAUUUGAUAUGGUUCUGGUACUGAGAAAGCAACGUUCCUUUUCUUUAUGCAAACGCUCUAUUUUUUGGUAAUGUUUGCACACUAGAGGUGUAUGAACGAAAUUUCUUCACAAAUUGAAAAUCACUUUUCUCAAUCAAUAAAAUUAUAAUUAUGGAGACCACCACAGUGUCCCCAGUAACUGAUGAGUUGGAAUCUCAUGAACCAGAGCAACUAACAACCGUGAAAGAGCAAUGUGCUCGAGACUGGAAACAAGUUAAAAAUCUACAGAGUCAGUUGCAGUCACUGGAACCUUUGGUAUUAGACGAAACAAGACCAUCUCAGCAAAUACUUCAAGAACAGGAGAAAAGAUGCAAGGCAGAGUUACAGUAUUUGAAGGAGAACUCUUUGAAAACCCUUCCAGAAGACCCAGCUAUACAGAGGCUACUUUUGCAACAGAGUCAGGAGACACGGCAUGAACAGCUCAGUGAGACCCUUGUUUUUCUGCGUGCCAAGAGAGAGGAAGUUUUAGCUGGUAUCAAAGCUGAAGAAGAAGCCAACGAACUUCUGCUGGGUCUUAAUAAAAGCUUGAAGGAAAAAGUGGCUACCUGCGGAGGAAGCGUAUCAGAUGACAACUCAGCUUUAGAAAUGGCUGUGAACCGUCUCAAAGUGGAUCUUGAUAAAGUGAAUGAAUUGGACAAGUUUUUCAGAAGGGAACUGAAGCAGCUGCUGACUCAUCAUUUCCCAUUGCCUUCUGAAACUGACUCAGCAAAAAACCUUGAAGACACAAGAGACUUUGAUCGAGAAAGUGCUUUACCUCUUACUGCUAUUCUGAAAUCAUUGAUAGAGCAAACUUUGAACUCACCUGCCCAGCCUUACAUUGAAAUGGAUGACAGAUUUUGGUCAAGGCAUAUAGAACUUCUUCUCAGAUGUCAGAUUGUACUGAAAGACCCCAAUAAUCCCAACAGAAUAAAACUUGUUCCUUUCCAUUUAUGAUGGAAUAUAUGAGAUUUUCAAGGUGCAAUUGAAAUUUUAUUAAGUGGAAAGUACCCAUCAUUUUAGUUUUGACCAGGAGACUGUCCUGCUUUCUUUUCUUUUUUUUUUGUUCCUCACAGUAGCCUAUUGUUGUCAAUAGCCUUCAUGUCGCGUAACACACAUUCAAUAGGCUAAGACUACCCAUUACAUUUUUUCCCCAUUUCGUAUAUAUGUGGGGGCUGUUGAGAGAGUGGCUUUGUCUUAGUGAGACAGGAGAGGAGAUACGAGGAAGUUGCCGACCAUCCCUAAUUUAAUGGGAAAUCGUGCUUUUUUAUUUACAAUUGUCUUUGUAACGUGCAGCUAUGAUUAAUCAAGUCUGUGUUUUACUAUUUCUUUUUGUUUUUUAAUU